Molecule: messenger RNA, 6730 nt
Organism: Nerophis ophidion (straightnose pipefish)
Lineage: Eukaryota; Metazoa; Chordata; Actinopteri; Syngnathiformes; Syngnathidae
Product: neuronal acetylcholine receptor subunit beta-2-like
Exons: 8
Coding region: 610-2136 (508 amino acids)
Biological process (GO): chemical synaptic transmission; signal transduction; nervous system process
Cellular component (GO): postsynaptic membrane; synapse; neuron projection
Molecular function (GO): transmembrane signaling receptor activity; acetylcholine-gated monoatomic cation-selective channel activity
Source: RefSeq, a predicted model, not a curated record
AAUUGCCACCCAGUGGUCAGAAUUCAUCACAACAUCUUGCCACGUUUGUUAAUUGUGAUUUUAUUUUUGUUUAAAAAACGAUAGUUAUGUGAUUAUCCUCCAUUUACAUGUUUAAUUAUUUAAUUGACAAUAUGUCGAUUAAAUUAUGAGUUUAAGUUUUUUUUUUUUUUUUAGAACAUGAUUAAUUCAUUUUGCCGACGUCCUAAUCACAGCAUUUAAGAAAAAUGAAUAUGUGACAAACUGCUGAUUAACAUUACAUUUGACUGUUAAAUUACAAUAGAUCGGUAACACCGUAUAAUAAAUACAAAAUGUUGCAAUAUAUUGACUUUGUGUGUAUAAAUAUGACUGUAAAUACAUGCGGGUGCAAAAAAAGUGUGACGUCAUGAGUCCACAUGCACAGUCUCCACUGCUCAAGCAUCACACACACAUACACACACACACACACACAUUGUGGACGAGCAUACUCCGUGUUCUGCUUCUUCAUGAGCUUGUUUAUGCAUUUUGAAAGAUAACCAAAACAACCAGAUUACAGGUAAGCACUUCCACUUACAUUUCAAAGUUGAUGUCUGUAUUUUUAUUUACAAUUGAUUCUUGUUUUAGUUUGUGAGGAUGAGGAAGAUCAGUCUUCAUCUGCUUGUCAUGUUCUUUUUCUCAAGCAGCAGGGCAGAAAGUGCAGAAGAGCGUUUAGUGAACGACUUGUUGGGUCCGCAGCGCUACAACAAACUGAUCAGACCUGCAGUCAAUAUGAGUCAGCAGGUCAUCAUUUCUAUUCGUGUUUCUCUGUCUCAACUUAUCAGUGUUAACGAGCGAGAACAGAUCAUGACGACUAACGUGUGGUUGUCUCAGGAGUGGAAUGAUUUCAGACUGAGGUGGGAUCCUGACAAGUACGAAGGCAUCAAGAAACUAAGAAUACCAUCCAAACUCCUCUGGCUUCCUGACAUCGUGCUUUACAACAAUGCUGAUGGCGUGUACGAAGUGUCCUUCUACUGCAACACAGUGGUGUCCAACACCGGGGACAUUGUGUGGUUGCCGCCCGCCAUUUACAAGUCAGCCUGUGCCAUCGAAGUGCAGAACUUCCCUUUUGACCAGCAGAACUGCACCCUAAAGUUCCGCUCCUGGACUUAUGAUCACACAGAAGUGGACUUGAUGCUCACCAGCGACUUCGCCAGCCGUGACGACUUCACACCCAGUGGAGAGUGGGACAUUGUGUCGCUUCCUGGACGCAAGAAUGAGGACCCAGAUGACAUCACUUACUUGGACAUCACCUAUGACUUUGUUAUCAAGAGGAAGCCACUCUUCUACACAAUUAAUCUGAUCAUUCCCUGCGUGCUCAUUACCUCUUUGGCUAUUUUGGUCUUCUAUCUACCAUCAGACUGUGGUCAGAAGAUGACUUUGUGUAUUUCAGUGCUGUUGGCGCUCACUGUGUUUCUGCUGCUUAUUUCCAAGAUUGUACCACCUACCUCGCUGGCAGUGCCACUCAUUGGUAAAUACCUGAUGUUUACUAUGGUGUUGGUCACCUUCUCCAUCGUGACCAACGUUUGCGUCCUGAAUGUUCAUCACCGCUCUCCAUCCACCCACCACAUGCCGAAGUGGGUCAACCGCCUCUUCCUGGUCCAACUCCCCACAUUACUUUUCAUGAGGCGUCCAGGUGUGACUAACGUCCGUAAAAGAGUCAAGAGGAUGUGUGUGGAACGCAACGCCGUCAGAAAGAAUCCUUCUCAGACGGCAAGAGAUAAGCGACACUUGUCUAACGUGAACCUGAGUGAUGUUCAGACUAAUUCCAACUCCUUCUAUGUGAACGCAAACUGGGCCCACAAGUAUUGCUGGAGGCUGGGAGACAUCCCGGACGUCGGGUAUGGAUGUCCAGACGUCCACAGGCCUUUGACCUCUCAGUGGGAAGCUGAUGUGCAGGAGGCGGUGGAGGGAGUGAAAUACAUUGCUGAGCACAUGAAGAAAGAAGAUGAUGACGAAGGAAUAAUAGAGGACUGGAAGUAUGUUGCCAUGGUGAUAGACCGUUUGUUUCUUUGGAUCUUCAUCUUGGUGUGUGUGGUCGGAACACUGGGGCUCUUCAUGCAGCCGCUGUUUCAAAGCUACAACACACCCGUCGCUGAGGACGCAAAGUAUGGAGAUUUCUAGGAUGAUUUUGAAUUUGCUCUCCUGGGCGAGUUGGUGUAAGUCUGCUGCUAGUUGGCCUGUGUGUAUUGUCAAGGUAGAAACCAUGACACACUGUGUAUUUAUAUCUCUAUUUAUAUUAGGGAUGUACGAUUAAUAUUGGACCAAUGAUUAUUGAACUGGUAUGAAUAAUUACGGUGCCACAAGUCCGAUAACAUAAAAACAUAGCUCAGAUCGUCGUUAAGUCGCUUUCUGACAGUCGCUUCAGGAUGCGCCAUUUUGUGGGCGAUCUUAUUUACGUGGCUCACCUUCGACAGCGUCUUCUCCCCGUCAUCUUUGUUGUAGCGGUGUCGCGUGCAAGGACGGGAGUGGAAGAAGUGUGAAAAGAUAGAGCUAACUGUUUUAAUGACAUUCAGACUUUACUUAAAUCAAUAAUGGGGCACUCACUGGUGGCUCACCAGUGCAAUAACACUGGAAAUGUGAAAAACCGUCGGACCGGAACUCUCGAAUAACUAAAGUUUUGUGGGUGAAUUAUUUUAACCCGCUACAGCGGUAGUUUUUUGCGCUUCCAUAGCGAGCUAUAAGUUACAACUUAAUGCUACUUUAUAUUAAAAAUGGCAACAGCAGAGGGCUAAUGUCCCAUAACAAGAAGAUAGUGAAAAAGAAAAAGCUUAUCCACUAUGGUAUUGGCAGGGACUACAGUGGCAGAGUUGCACAAAUUUUCAGGACUUAUGCAGAUUUCAAAUACACAUCAGCAGGUACCAGAAGGUAAGAAACAUUGGUUUUGCAUAAUAUUGUGAAACAAAACGCCAGAUAAUGUCUUACCUUAUACACACAUUAUAAUAAUACUUGUAUGUUUAAGCACAGUACAAUCCAUCAAUCAGUGUGGCUUCAUAGCUUUGGGAACUUGUUGGAGUGCAGCGAACAUGAUUCUUACUUUUUUUGUUUAAAACUAAGCAUUAUUGUGGCCAACUUAGUGUUAUUUGUCUUAUAACGACAUAUUGCUGCUUGCUGAGAAAAGUGAUGUUUAUAAAAAUUCAACUGUUGUAUUCUCAGUUCAACUCCUUCUAUUUGUAUUUACCAGCUUGAAAUCAUGUUAUUUAAUAAAAGUUCUGUAUUAGCAUGACUGUCUGCUCCAAAAGAAAACGCUGAAAUCAUAACCAUAUGUUGAUAUAUGUCACAUGUUCACAACAAAAGACUUAUUGCUGAGUCAUGUAUUGUUUCAAGUUUAACUAUUGAUUUGUCUAACGGCUAAGAGUCAUUUAUUUUACAGGAAAAACAUUAAUAAAGCUUUUAUGAUGCUAAAAGAUCAGCUCAAUGUUUGAAGGCGAUUUGCAAACAGUAAGAAUAAAUAUGGAAUGGAAUAGAACACUUUGUCAUCAAACAUGAGCGCAUGACAAAAUUACAGAUGGCAACUUUGUUCGUAGCUGUGUUUCCGUUACCUGCGCAAAACUUAAACAGUAAGAAAUUUGGUAUUUCCAAAAACAUCUCAAAUAAUGCUGAAACAUUUUUGCCCUCUUAUGAUGUGGUUUUUGAGACGUUUCGAUAUUGAAGUGUUUUGCGAAAGCAUGAUAUAAACACUUUUUUUUCCUAUUUAGAGGUCACAUAAACACCGAACUGUCCUGGGUUCGAUCCCCGAGCUCGGGGUCUUUCUGUGUGGAGUUUGCAUUUUUUCCCCGUGACUGCAUGGGUUGCGUCCCGGUACUCCAGCUUCCUCCCACCUCCAAAGACAUGCACCUGGGGAUCGGUUGAUGGGCAACACUAAAUUGGCCCUAAUGUGUGAAUGUGAGUGUGAACAUUGUAUGUCUAUCUGUGUUGGCCCUGCGAUGAGGUGGCAACUUGUUAAGGGUGUACCCCGCCUUCCGCCACAGUGCAGCUGGCAUAGGCCCCAGCACCCCCAUGACCCCGAGAAUGACUACUGUGAUUUUUACUGUCCCAAUUCUGUGUUUUUAAUCACCUUUCUUGUCUGCUUCUAUUAUUUGUCUUCUCCACUGUAUGUAUUUAACAGGGUCAAUUAUGUCAUGUAAACAUAAUGUAUUUUAUACUGUUGUAAGGGGUUGUGCGGUAUACUACAGCAGUGGUCUUCAAAUGGGGGUACGCGUACCCCUGGGGGUACUUGAAGGUAUGCCAAGGGGUACGUGAGAUUUUUAAAAAAUUAUUCUAAAAAUAGCAACAUUUCAAAAAUCCUUUAUAAAUAUAUUUAUUGAAUACUAUUUCAACAAAAUAUGAAUGUAAGUUCAUAAACUGUGAAAAGAAAUGCAGCAAAGCAAUAUUGAUUUUUGUGGACAUGUUCCAUAAAUAUUGAUGUCAAAGAUUUCUUUUUUUGUCAAAAAAUGUUCAGAAUUAAGUUCAUGAAUCCAGAUGGAUCUCUAUUACAAUCCCCAAAGAGGGCACUUUAAGUUGAUGAUUACUUUGUGUAGAAAUAUUUAUUUAUAAUUGAAUCACUUGUUUAUUUUUCAACAAGUAUUUAGGUAUUUUUUCCAAAUAAUUCAAGGAAGACCACUACAAAUGAGCAAUACUUUGCACUGUUAUACAAUUUAAUAAAUCAGAAACUGAUGACAUAGUGCUGUAUUUUACUUCUUUAUCUCUUUUUUUCAACCAAAAUUACUUUACUCUGAUUAGGGGGUACUUGAAUUAAAAAAUGUUCACAGGGGGUACAUCACUGAAAAAAGGUUGAGAACCACUUUACUACAUUAUAGUACCGCGAUACUAAUGAAUUGUAUUCGGUACUAUACCACCUCUGAAAAGUACCCCCCCCCCCCCCCUCCCCCUUUUGCCCCCAUCGUCGGCACAUCAUGACAUUGCUGAUUUUACAAGUAGAGGAGCAUUUUCGGCAGUGCAAAAUCACGGAGUGUUUACAAACAGGCACAGUGUGUAGACAGAAAACAGAGUACGGGUGCAUUUUGGCUUAAAAACUAAAGACACCCUCAGGAAGAGGUGCUUUAAGACAUGGCUAGCUAGCUAGCGGCUAAUGUCCAUCCGCCGUCGUCCGUGCUUUAGCUACAAAUAAAGUAUCAAUCAAUCAAUCGAUCGAUCGAUUGAUCAAAAGUUUAUUUAUAUAGCCCUAAACCACAAGUGAUUACAUUACAUUACAUUUUAACAGAAGUGGAGACAGAACAUGUUAAAAGACAAAGUAAGCGAAUUAUAACAGUAUAUUAACAAGUACAUUAAUAAUUAAUUUUAUACCACUUGUUCUUAAUAAUUUUGACAACAUAAUAACAUUGGAAAAUGACACAAUAUGUUACUGCAUAUGUCAGCAAACUAAAGUAGGAGCCUUUGUUUGCUUACUUACUACUAAAAGACAAGUUCUAUGUUGUUGACUUGUAUGUUAAUUUUUUUUAUUUAAGGACAAACUUGCAUUAAGAAGCAUAUGUUUAAUGUACUGUAAGAUAUUUUGUUAAAAUAAAGCCAAUAAUGCCGUUUUUUCUGGUCCCCUGAGUAGUAUCAAAAUGAGUUUAUAUUUUAAUGGGAACAGCAUUAAUGUUGUGUUAUUGUUAUAAUUACACAAGACGUGUAAGUGAAAUUUAAAUACCUGAAGGUUGUUUGAUGUUUUGUCAAUAUGUGGAACCAUUUUCUCAUUGUGUCCCUCCUAACUGCAAUGAUUGUUGUGACACCUGCCACUUUCUAUGUGUUGCACACACCUUGCUACUUCCUUGUCUGUCCACAAAAUCAACGUAAGACAUAGGUUCCCACGUGAUGAAAAAAAAAGUGUCUCAUUGUUGACAUAUUGUCUCAUUAAGAACUUAAGUUCACUAUUUCUUGUUCUGUGAAUUAUAUUUAUAUAGCACUUUUUCUCUAGUGACUCAAAGCGCUUUACAUAGUGAAACCCAAUAUCUAAAUUAUACAUUUAAACCAGUGUGGGUGGCACUGGGAGCAGGUGGGUAAAGUGUCUUGGGCAGGGACUAGGAUGGCGGAAGCGGGGCUCGAACCUGCAACCCUCAAGUUGCUGGCACGGCCGCUCUACCAACUGAGCUAUACCGUUCUGUAUUGUUGUAUUUAUGUAAGGGCUCAACAAUUGACAGAAAUGUAUUGACUAUAUUUGUAUUUCCUGUAUGUUUAUAUUUCACUGUGUUAUCGUACGUAACUCCCUUUUUGUCCACGAAACCAACGUGAGAGGGGCUCCCCAAUUGGCAGAAUAAUAUUGACUACAUUUGCAUUUCCUGUAUUGUCAGAUAUGCAUUGCACAGAGUUGCCCUGGUGUUAGUCGUGUUUAUUAAAGCCGACACACAACGCAGAGGAAAAGAACCCUCGUUACAUCUUUCUAGUCUGUUUCUAUCAUCUUUCUACUGUGUUUCUACUGUCUGUUUAUACCAUCCGUCUAAUAUGGUUCUAUCAUCUUACUACUGUUUUUACUAUCUUUUACCAUCUUUCUACAAAACCCAAACCCAGUGAAGUUGGCACCUUGUGUAAUUCGUAAAUAAAAACAGAAUACUAUGAUUUGCAAAUCCUUUUCAACUUAUAUUCAAUUGAUUAGACUGCAAAGAUAAAAUGUUAAUGUUCAAACUGAGAAACAGAUUUUUUAAUUUUUUUUCCGCAAAUAAUCAUUAACUUAGAAUUUAACGGCAGCAACACAUUGCAAACAAGUUGGCACAGGGGCAUUUUUACCAGAGUGUUACAU